Mitosporidium daphniae is the source of this 285-nucleotide messenger RNA. RefSeq lists its product as uncharacterized. Gene Ontology annotation, biological process: mitochondrial respiratory chain complex IV assembly. Gene Ontology annotation, cellular component: mitochondrial intermembrane space. The transcript has a single exon. NCBI's taxonomy places the organism in Eukaryota, Fungi, Microsporidia. The record is from RefSeq and is a predicted model, not a curated record. The coding region runs from base 1 to 285 and encodes 94 amino acids.
AUGGAGGAUCACAUCCCCAAUCAGGCAUGCCCACUUACUCCAAUAGGAGCGGAUGUGCACGCGAGACAACCUAGAAUCGGCGUUCGAGAUCAUUCUCAAAGUGAAGACGAUCCAUACGAGGCUGCACUAGACAAGACCGGAUGUAAUGAGUUGAAUGAAGCCCUAUUGGAAUGCUACUACGAUCAUAAGGACUGGCGUAAAUGCCAGCCCGAAGUCCUGGCGUUUAAAACAUGUUUUGAGGCAUAUCAACGCAACGCUAAUAGAAACAGCGAAUUUACUGGUUAA